Amoebophrya sp. A25 is the source of this 2974-nucleotide messenger RNA. Lineage: Eukaryota; Dinophyceae; Syndiniales; Amoebophryaceae. The record is from the annotation of a GenBank genome assembly.
CUCAUGGACGUCGUCGAAGCGAAUCGCGCUGCUCGCGCAUCAGCUUCGUCCUGCAGUACCGGUACUACGCGAAUGAGGACUACAACUACAGAUGAUUUGCCAGUCGGAGAACCAGUGAAUUUCCCCUACCCCUUUGCGCCCGGAUCAAGAUGUAGUGCUGGAGCAGGGGGUCCUCAUCAAAGCAGCACGACAACAGGAGCAGAGGGACAAGAAUCAGGGUCAGCAUCAUCUUCGAGUACCAGGGCACCUGAUCCUGAAAGAAUUCGGCUGUCAACUGCAUCGUCGAGGAAUUCUUCUGUUGCUGAGUUCCCUCUACCUAGUGAAACAGGAAUGUUUACGCUUCCCGAUGGCUCCUCAAUCACGCUGGCCAGUCGCACAGCGAAGAAUAGCAACGUUCACGAAAUUCUGCCAGAGAAAAGCUGCUUCUGCUUCUACGUCAUUGACAACAGCGGUUCGAUGGGCCGCAAUGACGGAAAGAUUUUAUGGGCGGGGUUGGGGUGGAGCUGAAGAUAGAGUGGUUUUUAACAACUGGUAAGUGAGAGAGAAGAGCCGGGAAAUACAGGCAAUGAUAGCAAAACUACUUCCUAGAGUGCUUUUUGAUAACAAUACGAAAUGCUCAAUGGCGCGGGCGCAGCUCUGUAUUUAUUCAUUGUUGCCGUAUAGAACCUGCAGCAGUGUUGCUGUUGUAUUUGAAAGAAAUGAGAUAACUACGAGAACCUUGUUCUUGCCCUGUCUAAGUCUCUUUCAGGGCAAGUUUAGGGACGGCCGGCUCGAGAAAAAAGCGCAUGGGUUGGUUACGCGAUGGCAAGAGGCCGCGCACAAGACGGUGCAGAUUGCGCUCUACAAUUUGAGACGGAAAAUGCGCGGAGUCUACUUCCUGUUGAAUCCAGGAACUGUGAAGAACCAAUGGCUGGACAAUCGUGACCAAGUGGUAGUGGAUUGUACCGGUGCUGACCUCGUAGCAUUAAGCAGAGAACUGAAAAAGCACUUUGACGAAGCUGGAUCAGCUGUGUCGUUUACCGGCGGUGGCUCAUCUUCGAGCUCGAGCCCUACAAGAUCAACGUCAGGCUCGAAUGCAGGAUUGCGAGAUGGUAGUAAAAAUAAUAAAGUUACGCCUGUGGUGUGUAAAGCAAUGCGCGCGAUUGCCUAGAGGCUGUCCAGGUAUCAACUCCAUGGCAGGCUAUUGGUUUCCCUGUUGGCGUGUGAAAAAAGCUGUGGCGUCUCUGGUGUAGGUGAAAUGGAUUUUGUACUCUAGGCUACUUACUUGCUGCUUGGUUGUUCAUCUUUACGGCUACGCUCGUCUCGAAGAAUACAUAGAUCCCAAUCUUUUGCAUAGUUAGUAUUACAAAUUUUAAUAUAGCUCGUACCACAGGCACACUUCUGCUGCCUCAACUGCUGCGCCUUGGUACCACACCUGACCGCAUGCGGGAUUUAAUGGAGAUCUUGCGACGGAGUAAUAAUAGCGACAUUGCCACGAGGCUUGAGAUUCUCUUUUUCACGCUUCUGUCGGCAAGUAAUAUUCGUGGUUCUACACCGCUACACAAGGUGACGCAAUAUCUCAGUGCGCACCUCGUCUCCAGCUUAGAAAGUAACUCAUUUGGCGGCCCAGGCGGCUUUGCAAGAGGAAGAGAGACGAGGACGACUUCCUCAUCUGCUGCCCCAUCUGGGAGAGACUCUGUUGGUGUUGCUGCGCAAAAUAACGAUCGUGAAGAACUCAACAACGAUAUUACAUCAAACACCAGUGCAACUCCGCAGCAUGCGAUGCCGAUAUGUUUUAAUCUGAUUACGGACGGGGAGCCAGACAACCGCGUGCAAUUUGAAACGGAGCUGAAGUUAUUGUGUAAUACGUUUCGGACCUCCCUUUCGGUGAUGCUGACGAUCAACCUGUGCACGGAAGACGACGACGUCGUAGAGUACUACAACGACUUGGAUAAGGCUCUAGGAAACGAAAUCAACGGCCUCGAUGUCCUCGACGAUUUGGAAAGCGAACAGAAAGAGAUUCUCAAAGCGGGAAACACAUUCGUGACGUACUGCGAAGAGAUUCACAUCGCACGCAUGGCCGGGUGCAACACAGUGAUUGCGGAUAGCAUAGACGAAGAGCCGUUGAUCAUGUUUCACGCCACAAAAAUGGUCAAAGAACUGUUGGGCUUGGGGCGCAACAGCGGAUUGCUAGGAGGAGAAUCGCCAUCGCCUGCUGCGUCACCUGAACGACGGAAUAGUGGAGAAAGUCAGAGCAUUGGGACGGCGGCAGCAGAGGGUACUUCUUGGUCUUUGGCUUCUAAGUACACGACCGACAGCGUACAGCUGAUAUCUCGUUACUAGAUGAUAGUGCGAUUCCUGCCGUAUUUAGACUUAUACCUAAGUAAUUAAGUAAAAACUAAAGGUGCGUCUUACCAAGAUCCAAAUUCUUCUGCAAGAGCUCGAUUCUUGGCAAGACGCUAUUUUUUUAGCGUCAAGACGCUAAUUUUUUUAGAGUCUACUGUCUUGUGUUGAAGAUUAUCUAAACCUCUUUUUGGCUAUAUUUACUAAUCAACACCUAUAACAAAGCUUCAGCUACAAAAAAGGAACUGAUGAAAACGCAGGUUUUGUGUCCGCCGCGCAGCACAUGGCUGAGGAACGUAUUGCCUACCAGCUUGCAACAAAGGACCCUUAUUGGCGUGAUCUUCCCAACUGGUACGAGGAAACAGACGACUACAUUGCAGCAGUAAAAGACUACAACCGUUACGUGUAUGAUUGGUACAACCGGAGGUUUAGGCCACUUGUUCUUUGCGACAAGCUUAGCAGUCAGAUAUGGUGGUACAAGCAGAAAGACGGCGCGAAGCGUUUCUUCUCAGGUCUCUUUGGGGGAGGUGGUGGGCGUUGAGAGGACAGAGACACGACCGCGACUGACUUGUCAAUGAAUGUGACACAAUCGAUAUCGCGUUGGAUGCUGAUAUCUUCGUGUUUAAUGUGUAUCCAAGAGUCUUGACAUCGC